Molecule: messenger RNA, 402 nt
Organism: Lindgomyces ingoldianus
Lineage: Eukaryota; Fungi; Ascomycota; Dothideomycetes; Pleosporales; Lindgomycetaceae
Exons: 3
Coding region: 1-402 (133 amino acids)
Source: RefSeq, a predicted model, not a curated record
AUGAAGACGGUAGAUGCGACUGCCUGCGCUGUCGUCGUCAUGGCGGGCGUGGAGUCUAUAAGACCAGGGGUGCAUUUCCACAUCCUCAUCUCUUUGCUGCGUGCGACCGCCUGCUCAGCCUCAGUCCACCCGCCACACCGCUUUGUCGGCCAAUCGCGUCGUGGACAUGCCACUGCAAUCGCGGCGCCUCCGUCCGUCUCCACGAUUCACCUUGGCGCGACUCAGCCCCAUGCCGACCGCUCUCUCCAGGGCAUGUGCGGCGCAGUCAUGGCAACAUUCAGCGGGUUGAUCUGGCUGAGGCUCUCGCAAGGCAAGAUUCGCAGUUUCUUGCUGCUCUCCUGCGCAUUCAUGCCAGGUAUCAAAGCAGCAUCAGAAUCGAGCAUUGGCCCAAGAGGAACAUAG